Puccinia triticina is the source of this 3003-nucleotide messenger RNA. RefSeq lists its product as uncharacterized. The record is from RefSeq and is a predicted model, not a curated record. The transcript has 2 exons. Gene Ontology annotation, cellular component: COG complex. NCBI's taxonomy places the organism in Eukaryota, Fungi, Basidiomycota, Pucciniomycetes, Pucciniales, Pucciniaceae. Bases 1 to 3003 code for a protein of 1000 amino acids. Gene Ontology annotation, biological process: Golgi organization; retrograde vesicle-mediated transport, Golgi to endoplasmic reticulum; intracellular protein transport.
AUGGAAUCCAAGGAUAUCUCCGCCACGACUAAGAUCCACAACCCGUAUGAUUUGAAUUAUCUGGAUGAGUACGAGACCGAAAUCGAUUGGCUUAACGAACUAUUGGCCAACAAAGAUGAUCUGAAUGAUGGCAGCCAACUCUCGCUCUCCAAUCUCGAGAACAAGCUAUCGAAAGUCCUCUCCGUACUCGAGCUCUCUAUCAGCGAUACGUCUACAUUGGUCGAUAAAUCGAUCGAGGAGAUUGUUCGAAGUGUGCCCCGCCUCAGUCUGGAUCUACAGUUGAUGAGGGAGAAUGCACUCCUACUCCGCUACUCUCUCAAAGCCAUACACGCUGAAUCUCUACCCUCAAAUGAAUCCCAACCACAAAACAUCCAGUCUGCCUUGGCCCCAUCAAAUGAUCCUACCCCAAAUCAAACCUCGUCGGACGAUACAGAUCAACUUCUGUCUCACCUGAGCACUCUGGAUUUGAUCAAGGAGAGGAUGGAGUCAGCUCGGACGGUUCUCAGAGAGGCAGAAGCUUGGUCAACCCUAGAAUCAGAAGUCACGGGGUACUUGACCGAUCCCAUUCCAUCCCAUCUCAAGGCCGCUGAAAGAUUAUCCGAGGCUGCAAAGUCGAUGGUCGUCUUCCAACACACUCCUGAAUACGAAGGCAGGCGAGGCCUAAUGCGAAGCCUUCAGAACGAGUUGGAGGCGAGUCUGAGCACCAACCUGGUCAAAGCUUUGAGUACCAAGGAUGUCAGACGCUGCAAAGAAUUCUACGAAAUCUUUAAAAUGAUAGAAAGAGAGGGAGAAUUCAAAAAUUAUUACUUCGGAAGUCGGCGUAGUGCGAUCUCUUCGCUAUGGUCUCAAACAAUGCUCGAACCUCCCAUCUUGACUACUCGAUCGGUCGGACCAUCAAUUCAAAACACUCAAGUCAAGUUGAGUGCGAAUUCACUUCCGAUGUUUCUAGCGAAACAAUUCUAUCCAGAACUGCUCCAACUCCUCCAAACCGAAUUAGACUUUCUACCGUUCAUUUUCACCAAUCCGAUCGAGGCUCUGACGGCAUUUUUAAAAUCAGUUCUUGACAAUCUCAAGCCUUCUAUUUCGACCCGCUUGAUCGAAAACGUUGAAUGUGCUCACGUCCUAGCAUCUUGGCCCAGUCUUGUUAGCUGUUGGAAUCUGACCGAGGAUGUCGGCUGGAAGCUAGAAAACUUGAUUGUUCAACUCGAAUCGAAGCUCAAGAAAGAUAGCGACUCGGCCAACUUCGCCAGUCCAGUAUUGCCAUUGGGCUCUGGAUCCUCCAAAGUGGAUCGAAGAACAUCCUUCAAGCGACCAAGCUCUCGAUCAAUAGGCUCAAGGAGUGGGACAGACUUGACACAUCAAGAAGUUUCACCUGCUGCGGCUAGUAAGGCAAUGUGCAUAAUUAAAGAUUGGGAAACUUCAUUGUACGAACCUUUUGUCGAUUUCCAAUCCAACUAUUUCGAGCGAGAAACCAACUUCCUGCGCGCAUCCCUCAAGAACAUUACUCUUGGUCUGUCGACCCAGCUAACCCUCGACGCAGCUACAACUGGACAGAAAUUGACGGUUGCCAUGAUUCAACAACUACCACAAGUCUUGGAAUCAAUGUUCGCUCUGGCAGAUAAGGCUUUGGAUCGUUGUGAAGCUUUCACGCAUGGCUAUGGCGUCUUGGGCUAUGCCGAGGCAGUCGAUUUGAUGCUCAGUGAACAUCUUGACAGCAACCGGCAGACCUUGAUAACCGAACGGGAAAGUCGGCAAAAGAGGAAGGAAACGAACGCGCGGCUUGAUGGAAGUAGGAGUUCCAGUAGAAGUAGAGCACCAGCAAGUUCAUCAUCUUAUCUGGACGAAUCAACUUCCCAAAUGCUCGAACUCGAGGGUCUUGAUUAUUCGUCUGAAGACUGGGAAGUUUUCCAGCUCGGUCUUAAGCUCCUGGCGACUUGCAAGACCGUCCACGAUAAAUUAUCUGAAUACGAGAAGAAGAUCCACACUCGAUUGGUCGAAAUCCUUGCGUCGCUUCGUAAUAAGAGUUCAGAUGAGAGUAUAGGGUUCAACGAGGAUCUCGAACCCGUCAAAAUCAAGCUCAGCAAAGGCGCGAAAGUGAUUUUGGAACAGUCGCUGCUGAACAGUAGUGAACUAUGGGAAUUUUAUGAAACCUUGCAAUCAUCGGCACGAGCGCCCAGCAGUUCUAAUCCCCUUGGCUCUCGAAGAGAAAAGAGUUUUUCACUCAGCAGCGGUGAUAACAUACGGCAAUCGAACCCGAACAUGAAGUCAAUGGCCACUCAAGUCCGUUCACUGUUUCACAAGACCAACUUAUCAGUUUCGAACCUGAUCAAAGAGUCGCAACAAGUUGUCCAAUCGAUAAUCUUAUUGCCCCUGCUGAAGCAAGUUGAAGAGUAUCCGCACCAGACGAUGUGGACGCAGAGCCCGACAGAGUUGCAGCGGCUCAAGCAGACCAACUCUAUCUCGACGAUUGACCUGAAGAUCCUGAAUCAGUUCUCGAAGAGCCCUACCGAAGCAAUUUCGAAGCUCGGUGAGGGGCUCUUUAACCUUCCCCGUCUGUUCGAGAUUUACACGACCGUCGACGAGGAUGCGCUGGCGUUCUCGCUCGAGACUUUACCUUUUGUCGACUUCUUCGAAGUGCUCUCCAACUGGCAAGCCUUCCACAAAUCCGCAUCCCAGAAAGAUGACGACGAACAGGCCUUAACCUCAGCAAAAAAUUGCGACAAAAAGCUCGGUAACCAUCUCAGCUCAGAAAUGGUCAUCUCGACCUGGCUCUCCUCUCUAACCCUUGCCGUCGUCAACCAAUUCUCCCACUCUAUCUCCAGUACUUUCCUCUUCAAUAAUCAGCACAAUACCUCUCACCCUAAAUCUGCACCUAAGCACAGACUCUCCUCCGAUGGCCUCGCUCAGUUGCUCGUCGAUCUCGAUUAUCUCCACAAUGUUGUCCGCGCACUCGAUGUUGAAGACGACGCCCUUGAUAAACUUAAAUCUGUCAUCCUCGGUUGA